CUCAUUUACUCAGUAGAUCCACAGAGCGCAGCACACCACAUACUCACAAACAGUUUAAAACUGAACCAUAUCCUUUGUCCAGGGACAAAAUGGUGAGGAGUGAGAAACAACAAAGAGACGUAAAGACUGAAGGCUUAUUUCUGGAGUCCGAAACAUCUUUGGAUCAGCAAGAUUUUGAGAUGUCUAUUUGCCCUUUCAAUGACGUCUUCAACUCCUCAGACUCUUCCAUGAUAAACACUUUUCUGAAAAACGUCCAAGUUUUAUUGGAAGCGGCCAGUUACAUUGAGAGCGCCGAAAGGAAAGAUGGAAAAUGUGAACACGGAUAUGCCUCGACCUUUCCGUCUAAUCAGCACUCCAGCUACCAGAGACAAAGAAAAUUCCGAAAUAAAAAGUUCAACAGCAGCAACCACAACAACCACAACAGGUCUACACACAAUGAGCUGGAGAAAAAUCGGCGAGCCCACCUCCGUCUGUGUUUGGAGCGUUUGAAGACUCUCAUCCCGCUGGGAACAGAGAGCAGUCGUCACACCACACUUGGACUGCUCAACAAGGCCAAAUCACACAUAAAGAAACUGGAGGAAGUGGAGCGUAAGUCUCAGUAUCAGUUGGAUAACUUGGAACGAGAGCAACGUCACCUCCGGAGGCGUCUGGACCUGCUGCGGGGUGGCGGGGGCGUGCUCGAGGGAGAGAGGUUGCGCACUGACAGUGUAGGCUCCACUGUCUGCUCUGAGCGAUCCGACCGGUUCGACUCAGACCAAGAAGAGAUGGAGGUGGACGUGGAGGGCACAGAGUUCUCUCAAGGAGAGCUGGAUAGCGUCAGCACAGCCAGCACCAGCGAUCUGGAUGACCACAGCAGUCUACAGAGCACUGCCAGCGAUGAGGGCUACUCCUCCUGCAGCAUCAAACUGGCCUUCAGCUCCUAAAACCAGCUCCACUUCACAUGUGCACACACACACACACACAGCACUAUCCCAGCCCUCAAAAUGAGUCCUGCCUCCUCGCCACCUAUCCAUCAUUGACCAAUCAGAGACACUUAUUUAAAUCUGGUGACCAGAACACAGCCCGCCUGCCCUGAGGAAAUCGCCUCAUUUGUUGUUUUAUGUUUGUGAAUGUAUCCGAUAGUAAAUGAAUGAGAUAGAAACAAUCUGUGAUUGUGAUUAAAAUAUGUUUUAAGAUGGUUUUAUCCCAGAUGAAAGAUUCUAUAAAGAAUUUGAGUGAUAAUUGUCAGUAUAGAAACCCCUUUUUUCCAAAUGUAAAGCUGAAUUGUAUAUAUAAAAAAGUUAUUUGUUGAUUCUUUACAUUGUGAACGGGUUGUGAGCUGGUCACUAGUGAAACAUUUGUCAAAACCUACGAUCCAUAUCAACACAAGUAGCCCUCUUAACUGGUUUUCUUUUCGUCUGGUAUAAUGUUUUUGUUUUUACAUCACUGCUCAACUGCGACAAAGACUGUAAAUGGUGCUACGUGACACAAAACCAACAAAGCAGACAACUCUGCUUUGUUUCGUCAAAGACAAAAGAAAAACAACAAUCCCAUGGCUGUGGGAAUAUUGGUGCAUUUAGAAUGUGGAACUAAGUUCCAUGCAGCAGCUAAAACCAAGCGAUCUUGCACUUGACUGCGUAGAACCGAUGCCACGGCAGAGAAUACCCACCCCCAUGUUUAAAUAGAUGUUUAUUUUGGCUGUAAUAAGCAAUAACUCCUGUAGUCAAAAUCAACACAUAAGCACUCCAAACUCUUGAGACACAAUCCUUGUGUCCAUCCAAAAGAGCAAUGCCAACUUGCUCACUUUUGUACAUAAAUACAAUAGUUUAAUAAAUUUAAAGUUAAAGUGAAAAACUGAGUUGAAAAGAAAUGGUUGUUUCCCAUGGGUAGAACUAUUGCCUCUGUUGUUGUAUGUCUUGUGUUUUGUGCAUUUUAAAUGAUAUUUUUUGCAAAGAUUGACGAUCUUCCUCUGAAAGUCUUUCAUGGUGGCAUGGACAAUAUACUAGAUGAAACGUCUAUUAGUUUCAAUUCUGUGGCUGCCUGAGGAAUUUUAUGAAUUUCUUGAAAAAAUACAAAUAAAGAACAAGAAAACCAACACGCUGAAGUACUUAAAAUCGAACACACAAGAACAAACAAUGGAACAAGUGAACGCCAAAGCAUGGACCUAUUAAAGGCAUGCAAACUUUAAAGUGGCACUCUUUAUUUAUACUAUUUUGUUAAUAAUUCGAUUUGUUUUAAAGCUGAAAAGCAUUCCACUACUAGUAGGGUUAUUCUCAUAAAACCGGUCAAGAAAAUGUCCUGGUCAUAUUUAACCCUAAAUAGUUCAAAACUAAAAAAAUAUUCAAAUGAAGCUGACAUUUAGGACCAUUAUGAUUUAAUGCAUUGUGACAUUAUUUUCAAGACUCUUACAAUCUCAUUACCAUAAUGCAUUCAGAUGUUUUCUUUUACUAUUCACAUAAAAAUUUUCAAUGAUGAUUCUCAUUACCGUAACGCUUUCAUUUUUACUGUAUAGAAAAGAUGGUGUUGUACCAUGCUUUUUCAAAUUAAAAUCUGCACAGGAGUACUACAAUGAUGUAUAAACAAUGAAUAUAUAUCACUUUUCCAUGUUUUGGUAAUGAGAAUAUCAUAAUGACCAUCUUUUUUUACAUUGUGGUAAUGAGAAUGGCGAGGUAAAAUGUACGCAACUUAUAAAAGUAGCGCCACAAUGCAACAAAUCUUAAUGGCCUUAAAAAAUUGCCUUUUUUAAUUUGUAAAAUUGAUUUUUGUUAAUUUUAUUAAAAUAGGACUAGGACAUUUUCCUGACAGGUUUCGUGAGAAUCGCGUGACGUGGAAUGAGAGGCUCAUGUGUGGCAAAAUCGGCGCGAAUUUGCGUCAUGUUCAUCGAACUCCUUCCCGCGGUACUGUAUGUUAACUCUUA
Xyrauchen texanus (razorback sucker) is the source of this 2896-nucleotide messenger RNA. RefSeq names its product max-interacting protein 1-like. NCBI's taxonomy places the organism in Eukaryota, Metazoa, Chordata, Actinopteri, Cypriniformes, Catostomidae. The coding region runs from base 90 to 923 and encodes 277 amino acids. Gene Ontology annotation, molecular function: RNA polymerase II cis-regulatory region sequence-specific DNA binding; DNA-binding transcription factor activity, RNA polymerase II-specific; protein dimerization activity. Gene Ontology annotation, biological process: regulation of transcription by RNA polymerase II. The transcript is spliced from 6 exons. The record is from RefSeq and is a predicted model, not a curated record.